GAGGCACGGCACCGGCACGGACCUCGUCCCUCCCGGAUAUUAAGAACUUCUUCACCUCCGGAAACGAGAUACUCAUCUCCUAAAAAUUCCCAUGCGCAUAUUUUCUUCUCCGAAAUAGCUUCCUCGUUGGUCGACCAUCCGACAACGUUUUCAACCAUAUAUUGGGUGCCUGACCAGCAUAAUUUCAGUGUAAAAGAAUGCACAUGCACUCUUUACUGGCAGAGGAAAUGAUUUGCUAAGUAGGAGUGUUACUGUGAUGUAAUUUUUGUCAUUUGUAGCAGUGGCUUUCCUUGUUAUGUCAAAAGCUUCAAAGGGGAUGGUCGCUAGAGCUGAAUACCAUGCAGGACCUGAUUACUUUGGUUUCUAUGCACAACAAGUAAUGGAGCUUUUAUCGUCUGAUGAUGAUUUUCUCCCUUCUGCUUCCCAAACAUCCAACUCUUUUGGAAGAAAAUGUGAGGAGGUCAUAGGGAAUGGAUCAGUUGAGCCUAUGAAGAAUACUUCUGGUUCUUUAUUUAGCAACAGCAUCGGAGCUGGACUUUCAGAUUUCAAAAAAGAAAGAUUGAAGGCAUUGCUGCAGCAGGGCACGAUUGUUCUUUCACCUGAAUUUGAUGAGAUGCUGGAUCCUAUUCUAGCUCUCAGUCGGUUACAGUCCCAAGUAAGAAAGAGAAAUCGUCCAUCUAGUCCCACAAAUGCAGCAUACAGUGGUGAUGCAGGGCAGGUUCUGCACAAGAAACUCAAGACUGCAGAAAUCUCCAAGGAGCAAACUUCUAUGGAGGAGCCAAAGACUGCAGAAACUCCCAAGGAAAGAAUGGAGGAGCCAAAGGUGGAUGAUGCUGUGCUGUUCUUUCUAGAGAAUGAUAGCUUGGAGUUUGAGGAAAUGGUGAAGAAACACUCUGAUGAACUAUCUGCAACGUUAGGGUACAUGGAGAAGCAGCUUGAGGAGCUUCUUGACUCCGUGAGGUCCACAUACAGGCCUAUGACUCUCAUUGAGAAGCAACAGCUUCGUAAACUGAUCCAGAAGCUACCACCAAAAAAUCUUGAAUGGGUAAUGCAAAUCGUCCAACAUGGCAAGAUGGCAAAAACACAAUCAUGUGAUGAAAUUUUUGUCGAUCUCGAGAAAGAGGAUAAUAAAACGCUUUGGAGACUGUACUCCUAUGUUAAAUCAGUUGAAAGAGCUACAGCCCUCCCAUUGUAGCUCAAUCUAUUCAAUUGGUUUCAUAAUCUCUGAAGCCUGACAUGUGAUUUUUGUUUUUUUGUUUUUUUUAAAUUCAUAAAAACACAUUGUAGCUCAAUGUUGUCGAAGCAGUGUAAUACCUUCAUCGAAUGUAAUUAUGUAAGGGACCUAAGCAUACAAAUCAAGGCCACAAUCUUUUUGUUAAAUCAUUGUCUAGAGAGGAUCGGAUUUUCUUCAUGCCAUGAAGCUGCUGUAAAGGCGUCAUCAGUCAAAUGGCUCAUCAGAAUCAUUUCGAGAGAUUUUCUGAAGUUUGCUAUCAAGUCUACACCGACUCUAGAAUUUAUGCAACACAAAAUUGCAUAAUUUGUGCACUAGGAGUGGCAAAGUACAUUCUUUUGGAAGUUCUUCCAUAAUCCUCCAAUAUAAGUGAACUUCUGAUGAUAUUUUGAUGUAUUUGGGCAAAGCACAAUAUAGAUCCAAAUUUUAUGUACAUCUUUUGUCAUGUCUCCAAUAUGUAAAACUUGGGCCCCGUUCGAAAGUU
This is a messenger RNA of Juglans microcarpa x Juglans regia, 1715 nucleotides long. RefSeq lists its product as uncharacterized. The transcript is spliced from 10 exons. Lineage: Eukaryota; Viridiplantae; Streptophyta; Magnoliopsida; Fagales; Juglandaceae. The coding region runs from base 296 to 1195 and encodes 299 amino acids. The record is from RefSeq and is a predicted model, not a curated record.